AUGUUAUGCUACAUCUGUCCUGAGGAAGUAAUCCUCAACGAGAUUUCAUCCGUCAACAAGAAAGGCCCGGUCAAGACCAGCUCCCACUCAAUCUCACAAUCUUCCGCCGCCAUUCUAAACCCUCGAUUUGGCCGUAUCAAUCUUGUCUCUCCCACCUCUACAAUGGCUACGAGUCUAGAGAAUUUCGAUGACUGCGUUCCAAAUGACAAAGCCAGCUUCUACAAGCUUUCUCGAGAAGUCCGCGACGAAGUCUACCGUUACCUUUUUCAAAGGUUCACCGCUACCGGCGGUGUAGGAUACGAUCCCGAUGGCGUCGACUUCAGCAUCCUUCGAGUCUCGAAAACUCUCAGCCAAGAACCGAUCGGGGUGUUGUACGCAGAAAGCAUCUUCGAGUUCUACCUCAACUUUUCUGAAGACGGACCGUGUACACAAUACGCCAUAAAAGUCACUGGUCGCAUGAUGAAGCUCAAGUACCAUAUGUUUGGCCUCGGCGCCCCCUUCCAGAGCCCAUUCGACCUUUCGCGCCUGUCGCGACCCUACUUGGAGAACAUGAAAGAUAUCUGCGACAGUACCAUCGACCAUUUCACCAGCACGGACAUCACGCGCCACUCUAUGCAGAUCAUACUCCGUGUGACCAGGGAGCUCGACGACACGCUAUCGAGUCCACUGUUCCUCGCCAUGAAUAGGCUUGAAGGGUUCCGAACAGUGAGAGUUGAACUCCGUUCGUCUUUACCAAUUUUCGAGAGAAAGGACCCCCAGCACGCAAGCGACCACUUGAACGAGGGAUUACAGUCGGUCGAGGCACAUCUUGAACCUUCAUGGGACCUGCUACCCUAG
Letharia columbiana is the source of this 837-nucleotide messenger RNA. RefSeq lists its product as uncharacterized. Bases 1 to 837 code for a protein of 278 amino acids. Lineage: Eukaryota; Fungi; Ascomycota; Lecanoromycetes; Lecanorales; Parmeliaceae. The transcript has 3 exons. The record is from RefSeq and is a predicted model, not a curated record.